This is a messenger RNA of Penicillium chermesinum, 2529 nucleotides long. Its product is annotated as RING finger protein. The transcript is spliced from 8 exons. Lineage: Eukaryota; Fungi; Ascomycota; Eurotiomycetes; Eurotiales; Aspergillaceae. The record is from RefSeq and is a predicted model, not a curated record. The coding region runs from base 1 to 2529 and encodes 842 amino acids.
AUGGCUGCGGCCGAUCCGCCGGCUGGCCUCAUGGUCAUCGCCAGUCUCCUUCCCCAGGAAGAGAUUCCCAUGAAGCUGCGAUGCGCCAUUUGCAAUCUCUUAGCGACGAACGCAUUCCGUUUGCCGUGCUGCGACCAGUCAAUCUGCGAGACAUGUCAAAAUUCUCUAUCCGACACAUGUCCAGUCUGCGCCCACUCCCCCGUAUCUCCUGAUCUCUGCAGACCAAACAAGGCGCUCCGCAUCACUCUAAAGGCUUAUUUGCGCACCGAAGAAAAGAAGCGCGAGAAAGAACGCCAAGCUGCAGCUCCACCAACUCCAACCACUACCAAUCCACCGGCGAAGACUGAAUCGCAGGGUUGUGAAGAGAAUCAGGCGAAGAACGAGACAGUCCCAGAUGUCCCUGAGUCCUCAGGCGUAGCGGCCGCAGAGGGACCGAAUGGGAAAGCCGAUACGGUAGAGGCUUCACCGUCUACAGAACCUGCUGAGAGCGCAGCGAACGUGAACCAUCCAGAGCCUGCCAAUCCAUCAAAUGAGGUAUCCCACUUUUCUUCCCGCGUCAGAAGUACAAGUGCUCACACGAAACAGUCUACACAACAGCCAGACGAUGCUCCCACGGAUGCUACCAAUCCCCCUAGCCCCGCCGAUGCCCAAGUCGACCCCGCAGUGAAAAAUGGUAUCGCGGCCCAAGAUGCGCCAUUGUUGCCGGGUCAAAUUUCAAAUCUUGCUGGCGGCGGGCAAGGGGGAUUUUCAGGUAUACCAUGGAACUCCAACGGCAAUUUUGGCGCAAUGAAUCGAAUGAAUGGAAUGAAUCCUUUCAUGGCCAGCUCCAUGUACAACUUCCCGAAUCAAAUGGGGAUGUCUAUGAUGAAUAUGGAUCCGAGGGCCGCAAAUCAGGGGAUGUUCGGAGAUUACGGAAUGAACAUGACUGGUAUGGGCAUGAACAUGGGAAUGAACUUCAACGGACAGAACAUGUAUGGCACGUUAGGUUGGGACGGCUCACAACAAAACAUGUGGCAAGGCGGCGAAAAUAAAUUCAAUCCAAAUGCUUUCGCAAAUGGCACAGGCCCUCCUUACGAGGACCAUUUGGCGGGUCCAAUAUGUCUUACCAUUCUAACGCGGAUCACCAGUCUGGUUACUACGGGCCGAGCCAUAGCCGAGGUGGAUUCCGAGGUCGUGGGCGAGGCUUCUAUAAUCAAAGUCGCGGCUAUGGAAAAGACCGAAUCCGAAGUGGAAGUUAACCCCGCUGAUGGAGAACCUCUCUCCGGCGAAUCGAACCUAGUGAAUGGUGACAGCCAACAGCUGCAGGGCAUCCCUACUAUUGACAGUCUCGAUGAAUCCUCGACGGCAAUGCCGAAUGGUUAUCCUAAUUAUUCCAACCAUCCUAAUGUUGGAUAUGGCCGUGGAGGCUACAUGCGAGGACAUAUGGCGCAUCGUGGCGGCGGCUCAAUGAGUGGAUCCACCCAUCCUCAUGUAGAACUAAGGAACCCUGGUGUUGAAGGCGCCCCUGCUGCGCCUCGUGCCAUGCGAGAGGGCCGACCUAACACCAGUCUUUUGCGCCAGCGAGGCUUCCAUAAUCACACUCGCACUCUAUCUGGGAGUAAGGCCUCUGGAGUUCCAGCCAGAAUGACAGCAACAACGCCGAAACCCCGCAAGAACCACAGACAACGACCUCUCAAGAACACUCGCAAACCCCGCAUCCUGGAUCUCGAUCUCCUUCGCCGUCUCAAGAUAGAGCUUCACAACGUCGCUCACCUACAGUCAAUGGCGCCGAUGAUGACCGGGAAAGCCGCUAUGGAGGUGGCUCAAGGAAUAGAGAUCGUCACGCUCGGUCUCCAUCGCAGAGCUCUUCACAUCACUCUUCGAGACGUCACCGUGACGAGGAUCGAGAUCGCCGAACCGGCCACCAAUCUCACCGUUCACGACGUCACCGCAGCCGAGAUGGCAGCCGCAACCCCGACAGAGACAGGGAUACCAAAAGAUCAGACCGGUCUAACACUCGUGGCCUCGCCGGACGAAUCAGCAGUGACCACCGCUCAACCCGAGACCGACCCAGUCGGCGGGAGGAUGACCAGCCCCGUGACCGGCUUCGUGAUAGUCACCGUCGUGACCGAGACCGAGACCGAGACCGCGACCGAGACCGAGAUCGUGAGCGUGAGCGGGACCGGGACCGGGACCGUCGCGAUCGAGACAGGAAAUCAGACUCAGACCGCCGACGCGACCGGGAACACGACAGAACUCACGAUCGAGGCCGUGAAUCCGGGCGGGAGCGAGAGAAAGAACGCAAGCGACGUCGUGACCGUUCCGAAACAGCGUAAUGGUUACGACGACCGCUCGCACGACCGCGAUUCAACCAAAGCCGCCGCUGAGAAGGACCCUAAUACGCUCGAACGCGAGGCGCGCGACCGGGAACGCAUGCUGCGGGAAAAACAGCGCCGUGAGAAAGCGAAUUCCGGUAGUCGACGAGACAGUCGGCCAGAUCGUGUGGUGGCGGGCCGCCGCAUCAACUUCAAGUAUGAGGACGAGCUUUGA